AUGGAGCAGGAAGGUGUUUGCACUGAGAGUACAGCUGUCGUGCCAGAGUCUGGAGGGAAGGACACAGUGGUUAAACACCUGCUGGUGAAGGCAGAGGGGCUGCUGGAGGAAAAGACCCACACCUCACUCCUGUGCCCUAAAGGUAGGUGAACUUCAGCUUCAGAGAUAAUCACUUUCACUAUGCCAGAGAAUGUGGUCCUUGGGUCGGAGAGAGCCCAUGUCUCUUUCUUAGGCGAUAUUUUGGGGACAGCACUGGACAACAUAGAUGAGCUCCUCCAGAUGUCCAGUGGCUGUGGUGAGCAGAACAUGAUUCAUUUUGCCCCCAAUGUCUUUAUCACACGAUACCUUGAAGAAACAGGACAGCUGACUCCAGAAAUCAAACAAAAGGCAAUUGGCUAUCUGGAAAGCGGAUAUCAACGGCAACUCCUCUACAAGCACACAGAUGGCUCGUACAGUGCAUUUGGGGAAGGCAGUGAGCCAGGGAACACAUGGCUUACUGCCCUUGUCCUCAAGACCUUCAGCCAAGCCCGGGACUUCAUCCACAUAGAUGAGCAGAAUAUAAAGGAUGCUGCCAGUGCCCUGAUUAAAAGUCAGACUCCAUCUGGCUGCUUCAAGAGUGUGGGGAAGCUCUUCAACAAUGGUCUGAUGGGUGCAGUGGAGGAAGGACUGGGGCUGAGCUCUGUGGUCGUCACAGCUCUCAUCCACUCAGGGAUGCCACAUUCCGACCCAGUUGUGUGGAAAGCUCUGAAAUGUAUAAAGGACCUGGUCAAUGCUGAUACUGGCAGUUCCAACCUCUACAGCCUGGCACUAGCCGCAAACGCCUUUGCAGCAGCAGGUGAUAAGGCCCUCAGGCAGAAAAUCCUCAAAAGAUUGGAUAAGGCUGCCAUAAUAACAGAUGACCAAAUAUUCUGGAGUCAGCAGUCCAAACAAGAAGAAGACUCCCUAUAUUGGUAUCGGGCUCCAUCUGUUGAUGUGGAAUUGACAUCUAGUAUCCUCAUGGCUCACCUUUCAAAGUCAAGUUUGUCUUCAGAUGAAAUCAGAAAGGCAUCCCAGAUUGUGUCUUGGCUUACCAAGCAGCAAAACCCUUAUGGAGGCUUUGCUUCAACCCAGGACACUGUGGUUGCUCUGGAAGCCCUAGCCCUGUAUGCAACCAAGACCUUCAGCAAGGACGGCCCUGAUCUUCAGGCUUCUCUCUCCUCUGAGGGUUUCAACCAAAAUAUCCGAGUAGACAACACUAAUCGCCUCCUGCUGCAGACAGUGGAGCUGCCAGCCAUUCCCCGAGAUUAUACUGUGCGUGUGGAGGGCCAUGGGUGCCUCUUCCUGCAGGCCAUUCUGCGGUACCACAUCCCUCCACUGAGGAGUGACGUCACCUUUGCCGUAUCAGUGCAGACAGAGUGCACGGCACCCAGCGCCACCCAGUUCCCUGUCACCAUUCAUGCUCGCUACACAGGGAACCGUGUGUCCACCAACAUGGUCCUGAUCCAAGUGGAACUGCUGUCUGGAUACAGCCCUGUGGCAGGUUCAUUGGAAGAGCUGAAGAAAAUGCCUUUAGUGAAGAAAGUUGAAAGCGAAGCUGACCGAGUCAUUAUCUACCUGGAGGAACUGACUAGACAACCUCACACCUACACUUUGCUGGUGCAGCAGGACAUGCAAGUGAAGGACCGUAAGCCAGCUAAUAUCAAGGUCUACGAUUACUACAUGCCAGAAGAAACUACAGUGAUGAGCUACAGUGCCCCGUGUGAGUGA
Molecule: messenger RNA, 1746 nt
Organism: Pelecanus crispus (Dalmatian pelican)
Lineage: Eukaryota; Metazoa; Chordata; Aves; Pelecaniformes; Pelecanidae
Source: RefSeq, a predicted model, not a curated record